This is a messenger RNA of Morchella sextelata, 3810 nucleotides long. RefSeq lists its product as uncharacterized. The annotation marks the transcript as partial. The transcript has 2 exons. Lineage: Eukaryota; Fungi; Ascomycota; Pezizomycetes; Pezizales; Morchellaceae. The record is from RefSeq and is a predicted model, not a curated record. Gene Ontology annotation, biological process: DNA integration. Gene Ontology annotation, molecular function: nucleic acid binding; zinc ion binding.
AUGUCCACCUCCGACCCACCUGCAUGGAAUGCACCCAAAGAUGUAGAGGAAUUCAGGCAGAUGUAUGAGGCCGGCCCUGCUGAACUAUUCGACAACAUUGCCACCCUCGUCCAGCGCAUCCGCCUCCAAAGGGACACCCUUCAUACACAACUCACUGCCGCCAAUGAAACCAUCGACAACCUCGAGGAGCAGAUAAACCGGCUCAACCUCGACCUCAAUGUCGCCCGCGCUGCCCCCGCCCCUACCGUCGCUGUCCCCGUUGCCACUGCUCCCCCACCUGCUCCUGUCCCCGCCUUCAGGUCCGAAAAGUUCCCAGACCCCGAAAAAUUCCCUGGCACCCGCACCAAGCUCCCCGGAUUCACCACCCAACUUCGAAUGAAACUUGAAGUCAACCACGAUCGGUUCCGAAACGAGGCAGCAAAGGUUAUUUAUGCCGUCAGCCGCUUGGAAGGAAGGGCCCUCGACCAGGUCGUUCCACUCGUUAACGCUAACCCUGCCGCCCCCUUCUCCUCCGUCACCGACUUUGUUGCCCACCUGGAAGCCUCGUUUGGAGACCCAGACCCCCGGGGUACCGCCCGCCGCCAACUCGUCGCCCUGAAGCAAGGCAAAGGGGACUUCGCUACCUAUUACUCGCAGUUCCUCCACAUCGUGGCAUACCUAGACUACAACGAGGGAGCCAAGUUCGAUGCCCUGGCCGAAGGACUGUCGGAAGACCUGAAGGACGCUAUGACAUACCGGACAGACAGGCCUAACACCGUCGAAGCCUAUGCCACCAUGUUGAUGACAAUCGAUAACCAGGUUCGGGGCCGCAAAGCUGAACAACGGGCAAUUCGGAAUACAAUGGGACAAUUCACCGCCCCCGCUGCUGUCGCACACCCAUCUCAUACCGCCGGAGGCCUCGCCCCAAUGGACCUCUCUGCUCUCCAAAGCCGCCCCACUCAACCUCCUGCCAUUGAACAACGAUACACUUUUGUCAAUGGACAACGCAAAACCUCUGCCGCUGAAAAACAAUGGCGAAGGGACAACAAUCUCUGUAUGUACUGUGCCAACCCCGGUCAUGUCUUUGCCAACUGCCCCUCUGCCAAUCGCCUGCGCAGUAACCAACCGGUUAUGAGAGGCGCCCUCCUCGCACCCAGCCAUACGGCCGUCGACCCCGCUGCUCCACCGGUCGCUAGUCCCGCCUCCUCUGAGUCGGUCAUCGACGGUCGGCCUAUAUCUUCCGGACAAAUUACCCACCUCUGCUAUCUGCCGCUAUCCAUUGACUCCCACCAUGAAACUACCCCCUUCUUCGUUACCAAACUCGGCUCGUACCCACUCGUCCUCGGAAUCCCCUGGCUUCAAUUGCACGACGCAACAUUACGGUUUAAGGACAAUAGCAUACUGUUCGACUCUGAAUACUGCAAACGCAAGUGCAACUCUUCCCCGAUACCCGUUCCCAUUAGAGGAGUUGCCCCACCGCCCCGUUUCCACCUCAUCAGUUCAGCUGCUCUUUGUCGCUUUGCUCGAAGAGACAAACUCCAAAUCUUUAGUACAACUAUUGAGGAAAUAGCUCAAGCAACGGGCGAGGCCCCUAAGCAAGACUGGAGGAACCGGGUCCCAACCCGGUAUAAGAGAUUUUAUAAAAUGAUGGACGAAGAAUUCGCUAACGAGAUGCCGCCUCGCCGCCCCUAUGAUCACAAGAUACCGCUCAAGGAAGGGAAAGAGCCCCCUUUUGGGCCACUUUAUGGUAUGUCCCGCGAGGAACUCAUUGUGCUGAACCAAUACAUACAGGACAAUCUUCAAAAGGGGUUCAUUCAGGCCAGCUCUUCGCCUGCCGGUGCCCCUGUCCUAUUUGUUAAAAAGGCCGAUGGAACACUCCGCCUUUGUGUCGACUAUCGUGGCCUUAACGAACUUACUGUCAAAAACCGCUACCCGCUGCCACUCAUCCGGGAAACUCUCGACCGCCUUUCCAAAGCCAAGUGGUACACCAAACUUGACCUUCACCAAGGGUACAAUCAGAUUCGAAUGGCUGAGGGUGAAGAAUGGAAAACAGCCUUCCGAACGCGUUACGGACAUUUCAAGUACACCGUAAUGCCCUUCGGCCUCACCAAUGCACCAGCCACCUUUCAACAUUUUAUUAAUGAUUGCGUCCGUGAAUACCUUGAUAUGUUCUGUACAGCCUACCUUGACGAUAUCCUUAUUUACAGCGACACCUUCGAGGAACACCAAGUACAUGUCGAAAAAGUACUGGAAGCCCUACAAAGAAAUGGAAUACUGCUGAAACCGGAGAAAUGUGAAUUCCACACACAAAGCACCACCUAUCUCGGCCUAAUUAUCGAACCCAAUGGUAUUAAAAUGGACCCAAGGAAAGUGGAGACGGUGAAGAAUUGGACCGUCCCCAAAACAGUUAAGGAUGUACAAGCAUUCCUAGGUUAUGCUAACUUCUACCGCCGAUUCAUACGCGGAUUCUCGGAACUGGCUUCCCCUCUUACCAGACUGACACGUAAGGACACAUCAUUUGGAUGGACACCCGAAGCCCAAACCGCCUUCAAUGCCCUGAAAGAAGCCUUCACCACGGCGCCCAUUCUCACUCAGUUCGACCCGGAAAAGGAAAUUACUGUGGAAACCGACGCAUCUGACUACGUCUCCGCCGGUGUACUCUCCCAAUACGAUGACAAUGGUAUCCUCCGACCUGUUGCAUACUUCUCGAAAAAAUACUCCCCCGCCGAAUGCAACUACGAGAUUUACGACAAGGAAUUACUGGCAAUCAUUCGGUCUUUUGAGGAGGGGCGACCGGAACUUGAAGGGGCUGCACACCCAAUCGCCGUCAUAUCCGAUAAUAAGAAUCUCGAAUACUUUAUGAGUACCAAACAACUCAACCGGAGACAAGCACGUUGGGCAGAAUACCUGUCACGAUUUAAUUUUGUUAUCAAAUACCGACCAGGGAAACAAGGAGGGAAACCGGACGCGUUGACAAGAAGAUCAGGAGAUCUCCCUGGAGAGGGGGAUGAAAGACAAUCGCAUCAGAGUCAAGUUGUGUUGAAGAAGGAGAAUCUCGAUGCAAAGCUAAGUUUGUUGGCGGGUUCCUUCUCAAAUGAGCCCGCUGAAAAGAACGCCUCACUGCAGGAAUUAUUCGAUGAAGGAUAUAGCGCUGACCCGUUUCCCCAAAAAAUACUGGAUAUGCGGAAUAAAGGCGAUCGACAAUCAAAGGACAUAUCACUCGCCGAAUGCACCGAGGUCGAAGGCCGAUUGCUUUACCGAGGCAGCAUAUAUGUCCCUGAUUACGACCCUCUUAAACUCCGAAUCCUCCAACUUUACCAUGACGCUGCCUCUGCCGGACACCCGGGACGCGAAAAAACAUUCGAAUUCGUUAGUCGGGACUACUACUGGCCCCUCAUGCGAAAUUAUAUUGCCCGCUACGUUCGGAACUACCACACCUGCCAACGAAGCAAACCCAACACCCAUGGAAAACUCGGCGUACUUCGACCUUUACCGAUUCCCGAACAACCAUGGCAGGAAGUAUCGAUGGACUUUGUUACUGGCCUACCGGAAAGUGAAGGGUACGAUGCAAUUAUGGUAGUGGUUGACCGGCUAACAAAGAUGCGACAUCUCCUGCCCUGCAAUACUACAGUCAACUCCGAAGACGUCGCCCGACUAUAUUUGCGAAACAUAUGGAAACUCCACGGGCUACCCACACACGUCACCUCCGACCGUGGUACGCAAUUUACAGCUAGGUUUUGGAAGGCUCUUUGUAAACACCUCAACAUCGAAGCAAGGAUGUCCACCGCCUUCCACCCGGAGACCGACGGCCAAACCGAAAGGCUGAAUGCU